Messenger RNA from Ctenocephalides felis (cat flea), 837 nucleotides. Its product is annotated as alpha-tubulin N-acetyltransferase-like. The transcript has 6 exons. Gene Ontology annotation, biological process: alpha-tubulin acetylation. The coding region runs from base 6 to 671 and encodes 221 amino acids. The record is from RefSeq and is a predicted model, not a curated record. NCBI's taxonomy places the organism in Eukaryota, Metazoa, Arthropoda, Insecta, Siphonaptera, Pulicidae. Gene Ontology annotation, molecular function: tubulin N-acetyltransferase activity. Gene Ontology annotation, cellular component: microtubule.
UCGCGAUGAAAGUUGGAGAAGUUAUCACUGCUUUAGGAGAAGCAUCUGCAAAUGCACAAGGUUUGUCCCAACCAAUAACCACAGGACAUAAGGUUAGAAAUCAAGAUCACAAUGUUUACGUCCUUACAGACCCAAAUGGUAGAGGGGGUCGAGGCACGGUGACUGGAAUUUUGAAAACGGGUAAGAAGAAUUUGUACGUUUUUGAUGACAAAGGUGAACACAAGCAGGUAAAUCCAACUUGCGUGUUAGAUUUCUAUGUUCAUGAGUCCCAACAGAGAGCAGGAAAAGGAAAACAACUUUUCGAACAUAUGUUAAAGGAAGAGCGUAUACAGCAUCCGGCUCAGUUAGCAAUUGACAGACCUUCCUCCAAACUGCUGAACUUUUUGGGCAAACAUUAUGGGUUAACGAAUAGUUUACCACAGUCGAACAACUUCGUGGUUUACGAUGAAUUCUUCAAAGACCCGAAAACAGCGUCAAGACAAACAUCCAGACAUAACAGCGCACAACUUUCGAGGGCAAAUGGACUUCAAGAUCCAAGGAACACAAAUCAACCAACCUACCAGGGAAGGUAUGGAGCACCUAGACCGCCUUGCUCUAUGGGACAGAUAAUCCAUAAUAUGCCUGCAAAUAACGGCGUACUGACACAAGAACCUACUGGUUAUCGUAUGUAAGAGCAUAUAAACGUGCACAAAUAAUCCUGUUUUUCACUAAACCAAAAAGCCAAUCAUGUUAGUCGGUUCAUUGCACAAGACUUAGGUCUCUAAAAUUGAUGUAGUACUUAAUUUUAGUUAUAGUUUGAAAUUCUUAUUUAUUGGUUAAAAAGCACCAAAUAGUGUA